This is a messenger RNA of Vitis riparia (riverbank grape), 1429 nucleotides long. RefSeq names its product PHD finger-like domain-containing protein 5A. Gene Ontology annotation, biological process: mRNA splicing, via spliceosome. Gene Ontology annotation, cellular component: catalytic step 2 spliceosome; U2 snRNP; U12-type spliceosomal complex. Bases 144 to 509 code for a protein of 121 amino acids. NCBI's taxonomy places the organism in Eukaryota, Viridiplantae, Streptophyta, Magnoliopsida, Vitales, Vitaceae. The record is from RefSeq and is a predicted model, not a curated record. The transcript is spliced from 3 exons.
UGAGAAAGCUCAAAGGUCAGCACAGCUCAGGCGCAGAUGUUUGUGAUUUAUUCACCUAGACGCUAGAAGAAAAGUAACUUUGAAGCUUGUACGGUACGUUGACAAAUAAAGGAUCAGCUCAAAUAAGCUUGAAUAAUGAUUAAAUGAGGAAACAGGAACUUGACACUGCAGAAGAUAUGGCCAAGCAUCAUCCAGAUUUAAUUAUGUGCCGCAAGCAGCCAGGAAUUGCUAUUGGACGUGUAUGUGACAAAUGUGAUGGUAAGUGUGUAAUCUGUGACUCCAUGGUGCGUCCUUGCACCCUUGUUCGGGUUUGUGAUCAAUGCAAUUAUGGCUCCUUCCAGGGACGUUGCGUUGUCUGUGGAGGGAUUGGGAUUUCUGAUGCCUAUUACUGCAAAGAGUGUACGCAGCUGGAGAAAGAUAGAGAUGGGUGUCCAAAAAUCGUCAAUUUGGGAAGCGCCAAAACUGAUUUAUUCUAUGAAAGAAAGAAAUAUGGUUUCAAAAAACGAUGAAAACAGGUAAUCCUUUUUCUACUGGUUGCUUGAGAUCAUUCCUUGUGUUCUAAAAGUGGUGGUAGCAAACUUGCAUUAUGGGAGUCUUAGGGGUAAAACUGCAUUAUUUAUGGUAGUCUUCUUUAAACAGAUUUCAUGGUUACUCAGGCUUAAAAGUAAUCAAAGGAAUGUUCCAUCUAUUCCUUUGAUAAUGUUGUCGUUGAUGAUGUUCUUGGCUCCUUGUCAUUGAAGUAUGCCUCUUUACACUGUUUGUAAAUUUUACCUGUGAUUAAGCAAAGUUGUGUAUUUUGGUAGCUAAUUGGUGAGCUGAAUAUUUACUAUGGGCAAGAUCCUUUGUCUUUCCCAUGUCAGCCAUCAUUGUUGGGCAUUCUUCUAAUUUUGUUAUUUUGGAAACUAGGAAACAGAAUUUUUGAUCUUUCAGUCGCAUGUUUGGCAGUUCCUAAUGUUCUUUUUAGGUCAUACAAUAGGAAAUCAUUCAGUGUCAUUUGUCUUUGGAAAGUUCAUCAAUUCCACGAUUAAUACAUAAGUCACGUCUAGAACGCGGGAAUAGAGAAUUAGAAAUCAAUUCCAUUCUCAUUCAUUAACAUAUGAGAAUUGUUUUUUUAAAAUGGGAAUAGCGAUAAAAAAAAACUUAAUAUUAUGGAAAUUAAAUUUCAUUCUCACUCAGAUUUUGAUUCUUCUUUUCUAUAUGAUAUUAAGAUUCAUCUUCAUUCCCAUCCUGUUUUUAUUCUUAUUCCCACAUUUUAAACAUGCGUGCAUCUUUCCCAAAUGAAGCGCAUCAAUGAUAUCUCCAAGUGAUCCAUUCAUUCUCUUUGAAUUUUCAUUGUUGGAGAAGAGGUGCUAGUUUUGUUGUGAUUUUGUUUACAAUGUCAAUAAUCAUGACCUGUGAUUAAAUUGAAGCUGAGUAUUUUUCUGUGGUC